GUGCCAUAUUGCAAAUCAAUGAUAAUGCACGAAUUUUCUGUUUUUCUCCCAAAGUUUCCGCUCCGUGCAUGCAUCUCUCCCCCCGAGCAGCUGAUCGUGUGGUGCACGCAUGCAUUUGAAGGCUGCACACAUGCAAGGCCAUCAUCCGGGUCGCAUUCGUGCAGCAUACGCCAGAGAGGGCGAGAGAGCCGAUCACAUCCCGGUAAAUCAAAGGUGAACGGGGCGGAGAGCAAAGCAGAGCAUGGCGUCCGCGUUCGGCUCCAGGACUCUGAGUAAAGAUGAUGUGAACUACAGGAUGCAUUUCCGCAUGAUCAACGAGCAGCAGGUGGAGGACAUCACCAUCGACUUCUUCUACAAGCCUCACACCAUCACCCUGCUCACGUGCACCGUGCUCAGCCUCAUGUACUUCGCCUUCACGCGAGAUGAUGGAAACCCUGACAAUAACCUGUGGGUGGGUCUCAUCCUGGUCAUCUCCUUCUUCUUGGUCAUCAGCGUUCUCGCCUUCCCCAACGGUCCUUUCACGAGACCCCAUCCAGCAAUAUGGAGGAUAGUGUUUGGGUUGAGUGUGCUGUACUUCCUCUUCCUGGUUUUCAUCAUCUUCCUGAACUGGGAGCAGGUCAAGUCUCUCAUGUUCUGGCUGGAUCCCAAUCUGCGCUACGCCAAACGGGAAGCCGACAUCAUGGAGUAUGCCGUGAACUGUCAUGUGAUCACCUGGGAGCGAAUCCUCAGCCACUUCGACAUCUUCGCCUUCAGUCAUUUCUGGGGCUGGGGAAUGAAGGCUCUGCUGAUCCGCAGCUAUGGCCUGUGCUGGACCAUCAGCAUCACCUGGGAGCUGACCGAGCUGUUCUUCAUGCACCUUCUUCCGAAUUUCGCGGAGUGCUGGUGGGAUCAGGUCAUCCUGGAUAUCCUGCUGUGUAACGGCGGAGGGAUCUGGCUGGGAAUGACCACCUGCCGCUUUCUGGAGAUGCGCACGUAUCACUGGGCCAGCAUCAAAGACAUCCACAGCACCACGGGGAAGAUCAAGCGCGCAGCGCUGCAGUUCACUCCCGCUAGCUGGACAUACGUGCGCUGGCUCGACCCCAAGUCCUCCUUACAGAGAGUGACGGGAGUCUAUCUGUUCAUGAUCAUCUGGCAGCUGACGGAGCUGAACACGUUCUUCCUGAAGCACAUCUUCGUGUUCCCAGCAUGCCACGCUCUCAGCUGGUGCCGGAUCCUGUUCAUCGGGAUCAUCACGGCUCCUACUGUACGGCAGUAUUACGCGUACAUGACGGACACACAGUGCAAACGGGUCGGGACUCAGUGCUGGGUGUUCGGGGCGAUCGCUUUCCUGGAGGCGCUGGCCUGCAUUAAAUUUGGACAGGACUUGUUUUCCAAGACGCAGGUUCUCUAUGUGAUUUUGUGGCUCGUGUGUUUGGCUUUCAUCACGUUCCUGUGUCUGUAUGGGAUGGUGUGGUACGCUGAGAACUACGGGCCCCGAGAGAAGAGCUUCUCGGAGUGUGAGGACAGUAUUUACACGGAGCCGGACGACGCUGUGUCUGAAUGCAGAGGAGAGUUUGAGACGGACAGCACGACUUCCUCCUCUGCCAGGAAACGGAGGGACUCUGUAAAUAACACAAGCAUCAACGGCGUGGAGAAAUAAGCCCGACUCUGAAAGGAUUUGCACACGUGUGGCUCCUGUGAACGGAGGGAGCAUCAGAUGAAUGAGAUUAUGAAGGGUGAGAUUGGCUCAGGUCUUGCUCUUUGAAAAGGCAAUACUGUGUUUAGUUAGUCAGCUGACUUCACCUGUUGAACUUCAGAGACUGGUUAACCAGGUGAGAUCCCAAGCAGUGCUGUGCGUCAUGGUGUUUUCAGUCGCAUGCGUGACUCGUAACAGUGCUGUAAUCUAUGUCACAGAUGUUUUCAACGGUGUAUUUUACUGUAUGCAGACGAUUUUUCACAUUAUGUUAUCAUAUGUGACCCUGGAGCACAAAAGCAGUCAU
Sinocyclocheilus grahami is the source of this 1979-nucleotide messenger RNA. RefSeq names its product phosphatidylserine synthase 1a (gene ptdss1a). Lineage: Eukaryota; Metazoa; Chordata; Actinopteri; Cypriniformes; Cyprinidae. Gene Ontology annotation, biological process: phosphatidylserine biosynthetic process. Gene Ontology annotation, molecular function: L-serine-phosphatidylethanolamine phosphatidyltransferase activity. The record is from RefSeq and is a predicted model, not a curated record. The transcript is spliced from 13 exons. The coding region runs from base 242 to 1639 and encodes 465 amino acids.